Mollisia scopiformis is the source of this 431-nucleotide messenger RNA. RefSeq lists its product as uncharacterized. The coding region runs from base 121 to 369 and encodes 82 amino acids. Lineage: Eukaryota; Fungi; Ascomycota; Leotiomycetes; Helotiales; Mollisiaceae. The record is from RefSeq and is a predicted model, not a curated record. The transcript has a single exon.
GCAGGUUCCAACCGCCCCCUAACCUUAGAUCCUUCCAGCACUGACACUCCCCAAUCGCAUCUCCUCUCCUGUUUCUGAGUCGAAACAGAGACGGAAGAAUGUUCAGUACGCGUAUCUCGAAUGUGUAGAUUGGGGCAUCUCAUCUUGGAUCGCGGCAAGGGACUUCUCAUGUGCUGGUGUUUGGCAAGAGAACUGAUUAGCCAUGCUUCAAAAUCUCACCCGGACCCACAGGCUUGGAUAGGCAUGGCCUGCGACACUUCUUCCGCUCCUGCUUACCCUUGGUCGGUAUACAACGUUACGAAAUACGAAACAAUGAGCAGCCUGGACAUAAAUAUGCAAAAGCCCCAGAUACGCACUCGAUUACUUUGAUCUUGCUGAGAUUCGUCGUCUGUUGUCUGAGCAUUCCGGCACCAGACAUUCAGCAGUCGAAG